UACCAUUUAUUUAUUUAUUUUUAAGUUGAGAGAUAGCCGUGUUUCGAGGGUCUGCGGCGAGUUUGUCAAACUUAUAUGAAGAUAGUUUGGUAGGCGUUGGAAGCUUAUCUGUAGAAGAAGCUAGGGCUACGAUUUUUGAAUUCCUGAUUCGCCUAUUUAGGUCGUGGGUUGCUUUGGGAGAUAACGAAUUUUGUAGUUAUUAUCAGUUCAAAGAUCAGAAGAGUUUACUUUGUUGUUGUAGAGAGAUUUGAGCAUAAAAAUCAGAUGAAUUUGAUGUGGAAGUAUUGGGUUUUGGGUGUACAAAUGGGAGAGGAUUUUAGGGACACAAACCCGUGCUUUUUGAAAGAAAUCUAGUAUUUAUUGCUUUGGUUGGUCAAAAUUUUGCUUUUUUUUUUUUUUUAAUGGAAUAUCCAUUUUCAUCUAGAGAAAAGGGUACCGGUUAUUGGGCUUCUCCAAAAGUUCAGAUGGAGGGUGUACCAUUGGAUGGUGGUACAAGGCAUUCAAUUUCGGAGGAAUCCUUUAAUAAUAUUGCAGAGCUUGUGAAUUUUGAUACAUAUGCUGGAUGGUGUUGCAGCCCCUCAACGACGGACCAAUUGUUUAUGUCUAAUGUGUUGUCACCCCUUCAGUCAAUGCCCGCAAGUUACAUGCCGUUUGAUGCAUUGAACUUCAGUGAACAAAAUACUGCUGCAUUCGCUGUGUCUGAUGGUGAUGUUGUGGGGAGUUCUUACAGUGGUGGAGACAAAAUGAUGUUCCAACAUAUGAAUACCCAAUUGGAUUUUUUGGUGGAUUCUGCUGGUGGGGAUUACUCUGGUGCUAAAAUGGGUAGUGGUUAUUUUCAGCAAAAUAUAGGGAAUUGUGGGAUCCCUAGGCCACUUUCACAAACGCUUGCAGAGAAGAUGCUGAAGGCGUUGUCCUUGUUUAAAGAGUCAUGUAGAAGUGGUAUUUUGGCCCAAGUUUGGGUUCCAAUCAAGCAUGGUGAUCAGUAUAUCUUAAGCACUUGUGAGCAACCCUACUUGCUCGAUCAGAUGCUUGCAGGGUAUCGUGAAGUAUCAAGGGCAUUUACCUUUUCUGCAGAAGUAAAACAAGGUUCUUUUCCCGGGUUACCUGGUCGUGUAUUUAUUUCAAAAACUCCCGAGUGGACCUCAAAUGUGGUAUACUACAACAAGACCGAGUACUUGCGUGUUCAGCAUGCAGUUAAGCAUGGAGUUCGUGGAUCCAUUGCUUUACCCAUUUUUGAAGAUGAUCCCCUUGAAAUGUCAUGUUGUGCUGUGCUCGAACUUGUAACCACGAAAGAGAAACCCGACUUUGAUUUGGAGAUGGAGACUGUUUGUCAUGCACUCCAGGCUGUGAAUUUAAGAAGCACUACACCUCCUAGGCUUUAUCCCCAGUGCUUGUCUAACAAUCAAAUGGCUGCUUUAGCUGAGAUAACCGAUGUUUUACGAGCUGUAUGUCAUGCACAUAGAUUGCCGCUUGCUCUAACGUGGAUUCCAUGUAGCUACAAUCAAAGAGUUGGUGAUGAAAAUAUAAGAGUACGUGUGAGAGAGGGUAAGGCAAGUUUAAAUGAGAAAUGUAUAUUAUGCAUUGAGGGUACUGCUUGCUAUGUGAACGAUGGAGACUUGCAAGGAUUUGUGCAUGCAUGCGCAGAACAUUAUCUCGAGGAAGCCCAAGGUAUAGUCGGAAAAGCUUUGCAAUCAAAUCACCCGUUUUUCUUCCCUGAUGUGAAAGAAUAUGACAUCAGUGAGUAUCCACUGGUCCAUCAUGCGCGCAAGUUUGGGCUGAACGCCGCUGUUGCAAUCAGGUUAAGGAGCAUGUACACUGGCAAUGAUGACUAUAUAUUAGAGUUUUUUCUACCCCUAAAUAUGAAAGGGAGCACGGAACAGCAACUCUUGUUGAACAACCUCUCUGGCACUAUGCAAAGGAUUUGUAAGAGUUUAAGGACAGUUUCGGAUGCUGAAUUAGUUGGUGCAGAGGGUUCUCAAUUUGCAUUUCAAAAGGAGUUGGUCCCCAACUUCCAAACUGAGGCAAUUUCAAGGAAAACCACCUCUCGAGAGGCAUUAUUAGAUAGCAGUUUGAAUUCUGUUGAUCAAAUGCCACUUCCACUGGAUGGUCUUGAUGUAUUUGAGUCAAAAACUAUUGGAUUAGAACCAAAUGGUCCUCGUGAACAGACGAGUGGAUCAAGGAGACUAACAGAGAAAAGGCGGAGUACAGCAGAGAAGAAUGUUAGCUUAAGUGUUCUUCAGCAAUACUUUUCUGGGAGUCUUAAGGAUGCUGCCAAAAGCAUUGGUGUUUGCCCUACUACACUGAAGAGGAUAUGCAGACAACAUGGGAUCUCAAGAUGGCCAUCCCGCAAGAUAAACAAAGUGAACCGUUCCCUAAAGAAAAUACAAACUGUGCUAGACUCUGUUCAGGGGGUUGAAGGAGGCCUUAAGUUUGACCCGACCACUGGUGGUCUUGUGGCAGCUGCAGAUUUUGAUGCAGGGACAAGUAGUAGUAUUCUCUUCCCUACCAAAAAACUUUCUGUUCAAAAUCCUGAAUCACUUACCCAACAUGAAUCAGCAGCAAUAUCAUCUGUUUGUCCUUCAACCAAUCAUGCUGACAAUUCUGCCAUCAAAUUGGAAGAGGACCAUUUCAUCAUGGGUGGUGGAAACCAAGUAGGGCCUCCGAGGAGUAGGACGAGAAGUCAAUUCAUGCCAAACACCAAAAAUAAUACUAAUACUAAUACUAAUACUAAUACUAAUACUAAUACUAAUAAUAAUAAUAAUAAUAAUUCCGACUCUCUUGUGGGUGAAUGUUGUGAUGACUCCAAAUCAACUGGAUUAUUAUUAGAUGCUAGGCCAUUGCAGCCACCAGAUGAGAUGGAUACUACUGGAAUGGAUGGUGGUGAUAAUGCUGGCAUGAUGAUGAUGGAAGCUGAUGAUGAUGGGGUAGUUAUUGAACAUAACCAACCUACCACCUCUUCAGGCAUGACUGACUCAUCCAGCGGGUCUGGUUCAGGCAUGACUGACUCAUCCAGCAGGUCUGGUUCAAGGGCGCAUGGUAGUUCAUCAAGCUCUCCAAGCUUUGGUGAACAACAGGAACACACCAAACUCCAAACCAGUUCAAAAAUCACCGUGAAAGCUACUUACAAAGAAGAUACAGUGAGGUUCAAAUUUGAGCCUUGUGGAGGGUGUCACAAACUAUAUGAUGAGGUUGGGAAGAGGUUCAAAUUGCAUAUGGGAACAUUCCAGCUCAAGUAUCUGGAUGAUGAAGAGGAAUGGGUGAUGUUGGUAACAGACUCUGAUCUGCAAGAGUGUCUUGAUAUAUUGGAUUUUGUUGGCACUUGUACUGUGAAAUUUCUGGUUCGUGAUGCCACUUGUUCCAUGGGCAGCUCUGGUAGUACCAAUUGCUUCUUGGCAGGAGUUUCUUAGAAGUUGCUCUCUAUAUAUGUGCGGUUACCAUGGCUGGCUAGGCAAUGACAUUCUCUUGAGAGAGGGCUUGAGUUGUUCAUUCAUAGGGUAACAAUCAUGGUGUGACACAUCAUUAUUCGGUUGGUUUAGUUGCCACGUCUCGCAUAUAAUGCUUCAAAUUACAAUGAUGAAAGUUAUGAUUGGUUGGUUUGAGUUGAAAGGAAAUUACUGGAAGGAUGGAUGUGAGAGUCCACACUUGUGUCAAUGUAUGUAUAAACCUGUAGAUGCUAGAAACAGCAAUGGAAGUUGUAGUUGUAAUGGUGAGGAUACAUCUUUUUCCCUUUUUUCCUUUUUUGGGGUAAGCCAAGAUAGUUUCUGAGCAUGAUCAUGCUUUUGAAUCUCUGCUUUGCUUUUUUAAUACUCUGUUGUAUGCUGAUGAUUCAGAUGUAUACUCCUGGAUAAUUAUUUAGUAAUUUUGGAAUACCAUUGUGUCGAUGUGAUGUUCUUGACUAA
Camellia sinensis is the source of this 3899-nucleotide messenger RNA. Lineage: Eukaryota; Viridiplantae; Streptophyta; Magnoliopsida; Ericales; Theaceae. The record is from RefSeq and is a predicted model, not a curated record.